Molecule: messenger RNA, 916 nt
Organism: Impatiens glandulifera
Lineage: Eukaryota; Viridiplantae; Streptophyta; Magnoliopsida; Ericales; Balsaminaceae
Product: mitochondrial import inner membrane translocase subunit TIM22-3-like
Exons: 5
Coding region: 60-689 (209 amino acids)
Biological process (GO): protein targeting to chloroplast; protein insertion into mitochondrial inner membrane
Cellular component (GO): TIM22 mitochondrial import inner membrane insertion complex; chloroplast envelope
Molecular function (GO): transmembrane protein transporter activity
Source: RefSeq, a predicted model, not a curated record
CAUAGAGAUAUAGAUAGAACAAGAGAGCGAGAAAGAGAGCAACCUUCAAUUAGUCGGCCAUGGCGGAUUCUCCAAUCAGCGAUAAUAAUUCAGAGUCUGAGAUGAACAAUAACUCUAGCUCAGCUCCUUCUAGCAAUCCAACAUCCGAUUCCGUUGCUACCGUCAACCAAUCCGGCUCCCCGGUUGUCUGCCUCGUGAGGUUCGCAGGCGAUUCCGCUGCCGGCGCUUUCAUGGGCUCCGUUUUCGGAUACGGCUCAGGAUUGAUUAAAAAGAAGGGUUUCAAAGGUUCAUUUUCUGAUGCAGCAUCUUCUGCUAAGACAUUUGCAGUUUUAUCUGGAGUUCAUAGUCUAGUAGUUUGCUUUCUGAAGAGGCUGAGAGGAAAGGAUGAUGUUAUCAAUGCAGGUCUGGCUGGGUGUUGUACUGGCAUUGCUUUGAGUUUCCCUGGUGCACCUCAGGCCCUAUUUCAGAGCUGUCUCACCUUUGGGGCAUUCUCAUUUGUCAUUGAAGGGUUAAAUAGACGGCAACCAGCUAUGGCCCUUCCAUACCCACCAAUAGCCAUAGAUAAGCCCCGAAUGGGCUUGCUCCAGCCCUUGGCAUUUCCUCUUGCGGACGAACUCAAACAGUCUUUCUCAGCCUUUUGCCAAUCGAUAAGUAAAAAGGGCAAAAGUCAAUCUAGUUUUCCCCACUGAUUGGAUUAGAUUUCGAUUGAAGGCUUUCUAGUUUCUACUAAUUUCAUAUGAAUUUGUGGAGACGGUUUAGAAACCGUUAUUCUCAACCAAGUCUAUUGUAUGGUUUUCUGCAAGAGAGCAGUGAUUAGUGAGUUGGAUAUGAAGGUUGAAAUUAGUUGUUUAGCCAUUUGUAAAACGGGAUGGUUUACUGUGGGUUUCAUCUUUGUUAAUCUGUUGUUUUUACUUCA